ACACUCAUACAUACGCCGCUUUAAUACACGGAUACAGAUACAGACACGCGCACUCCAUUCGCCUCCCUCCGAAACGAGUCCGAAACGGAGAGCUAAGCCAAGAAAACCCAGAUCGCCGCCGGCGGCAACCGCGCCGAGCCGAGCCAUGGACCACCGUACCUACAAGGGCGGCGUCAAGGCGUACUGGAAGCACCGCGGCUACUACCGCCUCGACGCCGCCGCGGCGCAGCGCCGCGCGCCGCUCCCCACCGCGGAGCUCGGAGGAGGAGCGCGGCGUGGCGGCGCGCCAGCGCAGGAGCCUCGCCGCGCGCGGCGCCACCGCGGGUGGCGCGUGCGGCACGGGCUCGGGAGGCGGGUGCUGCGGGCGCUGUCGCCGCGGCGGUGGCUCGUGCGCCUCCGGGACGCCUACGUCUCGGCCAUGCUGCGGCUGGCGUCGUCCCCGGCCGUCGGGUUCGGCGCCGGCGCGCCCUACUGCACCGCGGGCCAGGAGUCCUUCGCGCGGCCGCGGCAGCUCAAGGAGUACGACGAGAAGGUGCUCGUCGAGAUCUACCGCUCCAUCCUCGCGCGCGGCGGCGUGCCCGUCGCCGUCCCCGCCGGCGGCCCGGCCGCCACCGCCACCGCCGCCGCCACAACUAUCCGGCUGUCCACGGCCGCCUGAUCAGCAGAAGAAAACAAGUUUGUUCUUCUCUACUUCAGCUUGUGAAUGUAACUUGUUUUCUCAGAGAACAUCUCCUCCCGUUUGAGAAAACAUCUGCUCCUGCUUGUAAACUCAAAAGUGCUUUCUUGCUGCCACAACUUCAUACUUCAUAUAUCGAUCAAUUCGCAUCGAUCUUAAUUUGUAAUGACUUAUCUUGUUGUACUGUUGCAGUAUGCAUGUGACUAUUAGUGCAAAGCAUAAAUCAACCUGAAAGAAAUUGUGAUAAGCACGCUAAUGGUA
Oryza sativa Japonica Group (Japanese rice) is the source of this 937-nucleotide messenger RNA. RefSeq lists its product as uncharacterized. Lineage: Eukaryota; Viridiplantae; Streptophyta; Magnoliopsida; Poales; Poaceae. The record is from RefSeq and is a predicted model, not a curated record.